Zopfia rhizophila CBS 207.26 is the source of this 796-nucleotide messenger RNA. The record is from the annotation of a GenBank genome assembly. NCBI's taxonomy places the organism in Eukaryota, Fungi, Ascomycota, Dothideomycetes, Zopfiaceae.
AUGGAACCCCAAUGCGACCAGGCCAAUCCAGCCCCCAACUCAGAGGAUCCUGAGAACACUGCAACGCCCAGCGUGCCGCCGACAACCGUGGACGAGGUUUCUAAAACAGGUGGCCAAAACGAUGCCGGAAGCCAGUCACCCGAUAAUGAAGAGAACAAGUGCACCCGUAAAACUGGCUGUCGUCAGUGCUGCCACGACGAUUUUAGAAUGGAGGACCCUGACAGGCUCAGGGCAUGUUGCGAGACAGAUUCGGACUCAGGAUAUGCCUCUGAUGAAGACGAGGACGAUGAAAGCUUUGGUGGACGUACUUGCAGAUGAUAACCUAGAAUCAGCGCAGCAGAACAGCGCUAUUGUCUACAACCUAGCAGAGAUGGUCAGAGGAUACGGUUUGGUACAGGUCCCAUUUUCUAGUUCAUGUCUUGAUAGGGGAGUUAUUGUGUGUGCUUUUAUAUGAGCAUUACGGAUACUCUUGGUUUGAUAGGCCAAACAAGACAUCAGCUUUUACCUUGCACCUUACCACGCUUGUCCCUUGAAGCCAAAAUAUCCUUUUAACUGCACUCAAAUUAGCCUUGCAAACCCCUCUGAAGUCAAAAUAUAUACUCAAUCGCGCCUUAUAUUGGUUUCACGAACCGUCCCGUAGCCAUAAACCCCAGUAGACCCAUAUCUGAGAAUGUUGCUGGAGGAGUUCUACUUGGUAAUAGUAUUCUCAUGUGGUUCUUCCUGAGCCCAGGAGGGACGUUGGAAAAUGCGCCAUAUAUGCAUAGACGCUCAAAUAUAGGUGUCAUAUAGGCCUUCA